AUGCUCGAGGUGGAAGAAGCUGGGCAGGUGUUCCUGUUGAUGAAGAAGGAUUAUAGAAUCUCCCGAAAUGUUCGGCUGGCUUGGUUCCUCAAUCACCUGCAUCAAACUGUGCAGGCCACACCCCAGGAGCUGCUGCUUCAGUCUGAGCAGGAGUUGGACGUCCUCAGUGUCCUGCCCCCUGGGUGGCAACCAGAUGAACCAGUGGUCCCGAGGCCAUUCCUCCUUGUUCCUUCCACUCGGGUCACCUUCCUGGCUUGGCAGUAUCGAUUUGUCAUUGAACUGGACCUUAGCCCAUCUACUGGCAUUGUGGAUGAUUCCACGGGGGAGAUCUUGUUCGAUGAAGUUUUCCAUGCUCUCUCCCGCUGCCUAGGGGGACUGCUUCGACCUUUCCGAGUGCCUGGAUCUUGCAUUGACUUCCAGCCUGAGAUCUAUGUAACUAUCCAGGCCUAUUCCUCAAUCAUUGGCCUGCAAUCCCACCAGGUGCUGGUACAAGGCUGUCUUUUGGACCCUUCCCAGCGGGAGGUUUUCCUGCAGCAGGUAUAUGAGCAGCUCUGCCUGUUUGAGGAUAAGGUGGCCACCAUGCUACAGCAGCAGUAUGAUCCCCAGAGCCAGGCAGAGGACCAGUCUCCAGACUCAACAGAGCCCCCAGGCCGGAAGGUGGGGGUCUCCAUGGUGACAGCAGAUGUUGGACUGGUCAGUAUGAUUCGUCAGGGCAUCUUGGCUCUGCAGUUGCUGCCCUCCAACUCCAGUGCAGGUAUCAUUGUGAUCACGGAUGGGGUGACCAGUGUCCCUGAUGUUGCUGUCUGUGAAACACUACUGAACCAGCUUCGCAGUGGCACUGUGGCUUGUUCCUUCGUACAGGUAGGAGGAGUUUACUCUUAUGACUGCAGUUUUGGCCAUGUGCCCAAUGUGGAAUUGAUGAAGUUCAUCGCAAUGGCAACAUUUGGCUCCUACCUGUCUACUUGUCCUGAGCCUGAGCCAGGCAACCUGGGUCUGACCGUCUACCACCGGGCAUUCCUCCUCUACUCCUUCCUCCGCAGUGGGGAAGCCCUGAAUCCUGAAUAUUACUGUGGCUCUCAGCACCGCCUAUUUAAUGAGCACCUGGUCUCUGCCAGCAGUAACCCUGCCUUGGCCCUGCGUCGGAAGAAGCACACUGAGAAGGAGGUGCCCGCUGACUUGGUCAGCACUGUGUCUGUACGGCUUCGAGAGGGCUAUAGUGUCCGAGAGCUCACACUGGCCAAAGGAGGCUCCCAGUUGGAGGUGAAACUGGUGCUGCUAUGGAAGCAUAACAUGCGCAUUGAGUACGUGGCUGCAGCGCCCUGGCCCCUGGAGCCUGAGGGUCCUCGAGGAACGCGGGUGGAAGUGACCAUGGAAGGUGGCUAUGACAUUCUGCAUGACGUAUCCUGCGCUCUGAGGCAGCCUAUUCGCUCCCUUUAUCGCACCCAUGUCAUCCGGCGCUUCUGGAACACUCUGCAGAGCAUCAACCAGACGGACCAGAUGCUAGCCCACCUUCAGUCCUUCUCCUCCGUCCCCGAGCAUUUCACACUUCCUGACAGCACCAAGAGCGGAGUACCACUCUUCUACAUCCCUCCUGGCUCCACCACCCCGGUGCUCUCCCUUCAGCACAGUGGCUCAGACUCAUCCCAUGCCCAGUUUGCUGCCUACUGGAAGCCAGUGCUGUCCAUGGAUGCUAACUCAUGGCAGCGUUGGCUGCACAUGCAUCGCCUGGUGCUUGUCCUGGAGCACGAUACGCCAAUCCCCAAGCACUUGCACACCCCGGGCAGCAACGGACGCUACAGUACCAUCCAGUGCAGGAUAGCCCACUCCUCACUAACCUCUCUGCUUCGGGACUGGAGCAGCUUUGUGCUAGUAGAGGGCUAUUCUUAUGUCAAACUGCUUUCCAGUGCCCCAGACCAGCCCCCUUCCUCCUUCUACAUGGUCCGCAUCAUUUCCAAGGCCCCAUGUAUGGUUCUUCGCCUGGGAUUUCCCAUCGGCACACCAGCACAGGCCCGGCACAAGAUUGUGUCAGACUUGCAGGAAGAGAUCCUGCAGUUACGUUUCCCCCACCGAGUACAGAGUAAGGAGCCAACACCCAAAGUGAAACGAAAAGGGCUGGGGGGCUUUGGUGGGGGCAGCUCUCCCUCCAAGUCACCCCCCAUGCUGGGACCGCAGCAGGCUCUGUCGGACCGGCCCUGCCUCGUGGUCCUACAUAAACCCCUGGACAAGCUUCUCAUCAGGUAUGAGAAGCUCCCCCUGGAUUACCGGGCACCUUUCUUGCUGACGCUGGAGCCACCUGGACCACUGCCCUUAGUGUCAGGCCGUUCAGCCUCCUCCAGCUUAGCAUCCCUGUCCCGCUACCUGUACCAUCAGCGCUGGGUCUGGAGUGUCCCGUCAGGGCUGGCCCCCUCGCUGCCCCUCAGUGCCAUCGCCCAGCUGCUCUCCAUUCUCACGGAAGUCCGCCUGUCAGAAGGGUUCCACUUUGCUUGCAGUGGGGAGGGGAUCAUCAACAUGGUCCUGGAGCUCCCAAUUCAGAAUGAGCCACCCGGGCAGGCUGCAGCUGAAGAGAAACACACCUGUCUUGUCCAGUACAUCCUUUUCCCCCCACAUUCUACCUCCACCAAGGACAGUUUCUCAACAGAUGAUGACAAUGACGUAGAGGUGGAGGCUCUGGAGGGAGACUCCGAGCUCAAUCUGGUCACAGAGGUUUGGGUGGAGCCACAGUAUGGUCGUGUGGGCCCUGGCCCCGAAAGCUGGAAGCACCUCCAGGGCUUGACAUACUUGGAGAUCCCUCAGGCUCUCCACCCACGGGAUGCCGCCUGCAUAGGCUCCAUGCUGAGCUUUGAAUAUCUGAUACAGCUAUGUCAGAGCAAGGACUGGGGUCCUCUGCCCCCGGAGCCAAGGGCCUCAAAUGGAUUGGACCAGGGAGGAGAUGCCUGUGUUGAGAUCCCUUUCCAUUUUGACCUCAUGGGUUUGUUGCCACAAUGCCAACAACUCCAGAUGUUCUUCCUUCUGCUUUCCCGAGAGCCAGAGGGUGUUCCUCUCGCCGAGGGGCCCUGUCCCGCCAACGACAUGGUGCUGUGCCUGCUGCACAGCUGCCUGGGGCAGGAGCUGAGUGACCGGGAGAUCCCACUGACCGCUGCUCACCAGGCUGCCUUCUUGAGUGAGAUACAGCGACGGACUUGCCAAGGUUCAGGUCCAGAGGGACUACCAAUGGGGAGCCGAGGAGUCCUGAACGAUCAAGUUGUCAGCAGUGCCCCGGCCACCGGAGACUCAGCUCUUACCAUCCUGAGUGUGGCUUCUCCAGAAUCACUCAAGUCUCUCAUUCCUGCCCAGCCCCUUCAAUGGCGCUGCUAUGCAAGACUUGUGACCCCCCAGCAUGUAUUUCUGACAUUUCUCCCCGCUACCUUCACAGAUGCCCAGCGCCUGGCUGCCUAUGGCUUGGAGGGACCCUCUCAGGAGGAGACAAGGCCUAAGUGUGGAGAUUGGAGUAUGACCCCUGGCCUCAGAGAUCUGGGAGGAGCUGGGGUCAGGACUGCAAAGUCCCAGGUUCCCAUCCUCAGUGUAACCCCAGCCAGUGACAAUGUCCAGACUCCAGGAGAGCUGAGCCCACCCUUCAUUCAGGGUUUACAGGCCGAUACUGGGCGUCAGCCUCCCCAAACCGAGGGUGCAGAUGGGCCCAGGACCAGGUGUCCUGUCUAUAUCUAUAGCUGUUCCCUUGAAGCACUAAGAGAGCAAAUGGUUGGCAUGCAGCCUCCUCCGGUACCCCGAGAUCUCAGCUUCCGAACUCAGUUCCUCGACCAUUCAUCCCCAUCCUCAGCCUGGAUGGAGCCCAGGUACAAGGAGGCAGCCAACCACUGUGCCCUGCUGCAGGAGCACGCACAGCGAUGCUAUGUCCGUGGGUUGUUCCGGAGCUUGCAGCAAGCACAAAGCGUGACCUCCCAGGACCUGCUGACAGCAGUGGAUGCCUGUGAAGAGCUGCUCCAAGAGGUGGACAUCACCCCCUUCCUGCUCACACUGUGUGGCCACACCUGGGGCUUGCCUCACGCGCCCCCAAGCCCUGGUCCUCUCAGCCCUGGACCCUUCAGCAGCAGCAUGGAGGAGGGCCCCGAGCCUCGGGAGAGAGCUGUUCUAGCUUCUGAGUCCAGCAUAGAGACUGAGGACUUCAGUGAGCCUGAGUUCCAAAGCACUCGUGUCCUUGGCCAGCCAGACCCUGGCCCAGAGAUCUGUCUGACAGACGUCUGCCAGCUCAGAGGACAGGCACAUGAUGCCCUUCAUAGCCUCGUCCAGGAAAAGUUCUUGGAGAUCAGCCGUCUCCACUUCCGCACAGUGCCCUCCAACCCUCACUACUUCUUCUAUUGCCCUCCAACCGGCAGGCGAGAGGAUGAGGGCCCCCAGGAUACAGUAGACAGAAAAGUCAGUGACUUGGAGUUUUCAGAGGCUGAGCUGAUAGGAGAAGAAGGAGACACAUCUGCCUGCUGUGUGGUCACUGAGAGUGAUCCAGAGCUGGAGGUGGAGUACUGUGAGAGUCGCGAACCAGACCUGGGGCCUGCUGGGCUGGACUCCACCUCGCUGUCAGAUGCAGACACUGUGAACGCUGAUGAGGACUCCUUCAGUGUUCUGGGGGGCGACUCGCCCACUGGGCCCGAGACAUUCAUGCAUGAUCUGCCACCACUCUUCUUACACCUCACGUGCUCCAUGAGGCUGCGUGGACAGCACAGCUCGGUGCCCGUGUGCAGCCUGCCCACCUGCCUGGGCCAAGUGCUUUCCAGUCUGGAGGGCCCCCCCAUUGGAGGCCGAGUUCCCUUGAGGGACCUCAGUGUCACUCUGGAUGUCUUUGUACUGACCUUGCCCCUAGAAGUGGAACUUCCCCCGCCCUCGGACCCUCAGCACCACCGGUCAACUUCUGAGAGUAGUGCUUCAUUCCCACGAUCUCCCGGGCAACCAUCAUCUUUAAGGUCAGAUGAUGGUCUGGGACCACCACUGCCACCUCCAGGAGAAGAGAGGCACCCAGGACUGUCCAACUUGGCCACACCUCACAGGCUGGCGAUUGAGACCACCAUGAGUGAGAUCCGCUGGUUGCUGGAAGAUGAGAUGGUGGCAGCACUGCGCAGAGGGGGUAUCCCCCAGAGCCCUGCCCUGCACCGUGCAGCUGCCCACAUUCAUAGCUCUCCGGGGCGCUCCACCUGCCUUCGCCAAACUUUGCCACUGAGUUUUGUGUUUGGGCCAGAGCGCUCCCUCACACAAUUCAAGGAGGAGUUCCGCCGCCUCCACCUUCCUGGCCAUGUUCUUCUUGAGGACACUGACAGUGGCUUCUUCUUUGUGGCAGCUGGCCAACAGCCAGCUGGGUCCCGUGGGGAGCUGCCUCCAGUGGCCUGGGAUUGGCACAACCAUGAGGAUAGGACUGAAGGCGUCGAAGGGGAGGCCCUGACAGCCAGUCCAGAGGAUUCUGAGGGCCCUGCUCUCAUCAGCCUGCCCAGCCUGCCGCAGGGAGAGAGCCAUUCGGGGCCCAGCCGGGGACUAAGCCUCCUGUCCAGUCAGGGCAGUGUGGACUCAGACCACCUAGGAUAUGAUGGUGGCAGCAGCGGCUCAGACAGCGAGGGUCCCUCUGAAGCCCUUGGGGAGAAGGUCUCGUUCACACUGAGAACCCCACCUGGAUCAGCACCUCCACAGCCUUUACUGUCAGGCCUCCCCGGACCGUCCCUGCCUGACUUCUGGCUCAUCGUCCGGGUACUACAAGAUCGUGUGGAAGUCUAUGCCCAUGCACGGAGCAUGAUACGGGAGGACGGAGGGCCAGGCGCCGAGUGUCGCCACCUGCAGCAGCUCCUAGUGAGGCGAGUUGGGGAAAUCUGCAGGGAGGUCAACCAGCGACUACUUCUUCAGGACCUUCAUGACAGUCAUGUGUGUAACUCUCUUCUGGUGGCUGAAAGCGAAGAAGAUUUGUGGCGCAGUGAGACCCCCUUCCAUUCCCGUCAGCAGCUGCCACUGCCCAGCGAUGAUUAUGCUGCUGAUGAGAACUGUGCGCCCCGAGGAUACCUUGCAGCCACAAUGCAGUUUGUCCCUGGUCAUUUCUCCUGUGAUGUGGUGUGGGGAACUGUGAUCCGAGUCCAUUCGCGCCUCAAGAUGGGGCCUAGCAUGGGGGUGUCUCGGGCCAUCCAGGCCCUACGCUCUGUGCUCAAUGCCUUCUCAGUGGUGAACCGGAAGAAUAUGUUUGUCUAUCAGGAGCGAGCAACACAGGCUGUGUACUACCUUCGCCUCCUGGAGACAUCCUGCAGUGACCGGCCAUGGGAAGGUGAUGUUGGACCCCGCUCUCUCGCUUUGUCCCGGAGCCAGGAGCCCAUCUGCCCUGAGGAAGCCUCGGGUCCUCGUUCCCCCCUGGACGUGGCUGCCAGCCGCAGUUCGGAUGCUGCUCGCCCUGUGGGCCAAGUGGACAGACACAUCCAGCUGCUGGUGCAUGGUGUAGGGCAGGCAGGUCCCGAGAUCACAGAUGAACUAGUGCGGGUUCUGCGUCGGCGCCUGGAUGAAGCUACCCUGGAUGUAAUCACGGUCAUGCUUGUUCGGAACUGCAAGCUGACACCAGCUGAUGUGGAGUUCAUCCAGCCCCCUGGGAGCCUCCCCUCUGAGGUGCUGCAUCUGGCCCUACCCUGCUCCUGCAGGCCCUGGCUUCCUGCCCUAGCCUGGUACCUGCGGCAGAACUUGCUCAUCUUCCUCCACUCUCCCAAGUACACAGACAGCAACAGCCAGAACCACUUCCAGCAUCCAUUCCCACCACAGGGCAGCCUCCCAGACUUGGACAUCUACUUGUACAACAAGCCUGGUGGACAGGGCACUGGGGGCAAAGGAGUCGCCUGCAUCACUCUAGCCUUUGUGGAUGAGGGAGGGACUCCCAUAUCACUGGCAUCGUGGCCCCCGACUUCUCUUGGGCCCCCAGACCCACUGCAAGAGGAGGAAUUUGAGCAACUGACCCAGGUUACGCGCUGCCCAGUUGUGCUCAACAACUCUCCAGCUCAGAACGGGGGCCCCCGACUUCGGUUGGAUGUGUGGGAAAAGGGAAACAUCAGUAUUGUACAGCUGGAGGAAAAGCUCCGAGGAGCAGCUCGCCAGGCCCUGGCUGAUGUCAUCAUGGAGCUGCGGCUGCUGCCAGCUCCGCUGUGUAGAGAGGAUACCACCCCAGGAAGUCUCAGGAGUGGAUCAUUGGAAACCAAGAGCCCUGCAGGCCAAACCAGCACGUUUCCCCCUGCUCCUGUCUCCGGGGAACCUGUAACUCCCCCCAGUAAAGCUGGCCGGCGCAGCUUCUGGGAUAUGCUGAGUAAAACAGAAUGUGGGGAUCUGGGUUCCCCCAAAACAACUGAUGACAUUGUCCUGGAUCGGCCAGAAGACACUCGGGGCCGGAGGCGUCACAAAACUGAAAACGUUAGGACUCCCGGUGGAAGUGAGCGGGCACCAGGCCCAGAUUCUGGAGCCCAGAGACAAAGACGCCGGUUAACACAGCUAGAAGAGGGCGAGGUGGGAAACCUUCAUCCUGUGUUUGCUCGAAUCACUCAGCGCUGGCUGGAGUUUAUGGUUCAGAUUGGUUGUGCCUCUGUGUCUAGGAGCUCCACCCACAUGGUGUCCCGGUUCCUGCUUCCAUCCAUCCUCUCAGAGUUUACCACUCUGGUCACCUCAAUGGCUGGAGACACCAGUGUCCGAGUCUUUGAACAGCAUUUGGGUUCAGAAUCGGAGCUCUUCAGUCCUUGUUCCCAUGGCCAGCUGGGCCCCACUCCCUGUCCAGCAGCUGAGCGGCAUCUGCUGCUACUGGGAAGGAGCUUCUCACAGUGGCGGAGACCAACUCAGCAGGCUGCCAAAGCUUUGCAGCGCUUUGAGCCGGGAGGUGAUGGUUGCUCAGGGCGGAAUGCUCCCCGCCAGAGGCUCUUGUUGCUGGAGGUUGUAGACAAGAAGCUACAGUUGCUGACCUACAACUGGGCUCCAGACCUGGGGGCGGCAUUGGGCCGAGCGCUGGUUCGCCUUGUGCAGUGGCAGAACGCACGGGCCCAUCUCAUCUUCUGCCUCCUGAGCCAGAAGCUUGGACUGUUCCACCACUAUGGGCAGUUGGACUUCCCAGUGCAAGAUGAAAAGGAGCCAAACCCAUUUCUACUGCCUACUGUGGAAGCCGAGACCCUUAUCCGGAGUGCAAGUCCCCCACUGAGCCGUGAGCAGGGCCGCCUGAGUGGGUCCUCACGUGGUGGAGGUCCCCUUCCCCUGGACACAUUCCCCUUCGAUGAGGCCUUGAGGGAUAUCACAGCUACCCGGCCCAGCUCCACACUCAGUCUGGUGCCCAGAGUUCCUGAUGCCGUCACCUUCCAUGGGCAGCAGUUCCUGGAUAUCAAGAUGACAGAGCGCAGAGAGCUGGAGCGCCAGAUGAAGAUGGAAAACCUGUUUGUAACCUGGCAGCAGCGUUCUGCCCCGGCCAGCAUGCCCAUCAGUGCAGGGGAGCUGGAGACCCUGAAGCAGUCGUCUCGCCUGGUGCAUUACUGUGCUACAGCCCUGCUCUUUGACCCGGCUGCCUGGCUACAUGGGCCACCAGAGACUUCUGGGCCCCCUGAAGGACAGCGGCGCCAUCGUCCCGAGUCAGGAUCUGGGAGCCGAGAGACCACCCCCAGCUGCGAACCCUCCGAUACGCCUUCACCAGGCGUCCGUGAGGAGCCGUGGCUAAAGGAGCUGAGCUUGGCGUUCCUGCAGCAGUAUGUGCAGUAUCUGCAGAGCAUAGGCUUUGUGCUGGUGCCCCUGCGGCCCCCCUCGCCUACCCGCAGUAGUAGCCGGCUGAGGAUGGCGGCUGCCUUUGCAACUGAAACCCGAGGCUCCUUCUCCUGCCCUAAAACCAAGGCUGAUGGGAGCCCCAAGAGCACUGGUUCUGCACUCACUACCUACCACCUGCAGCGGGCACUGCCCGGGGGUAUCAUCCUCAUGGAACUGGCUUUCCAGGGCUGUUACUUCUGUGUCAAACAGUUUGCCCUAGAAUGUUCCCGAAUCCCUAUGGGACAGGCUGUUAACUCUCAGCUGUCCAUGCUAUUCACAGAGGAGUGUGACAAGGUACGGGACCUGAUGCAUGUGCACUCAUUCAGCUAUGACUUCCACCUGCGCCUCGUGCAUCAACAUGUACUGGGCACCCACCUGGUCCUCCGGCACGGCUACCACCUCACCACCUUCCUGCGACAUUUCCUGGCCCAUCACCCUGAUGGGCCCCACUUUGGCCGCAACCACAUUUACCAAGGGACACUGGAGCUCCCCACCCCACUCAUCGCUGCCCACCAGCUUUACAACUAUGUGGCUGAUCACGCCAGCUCCUACCACAUGAAGCCAUUGCGUAUGGCCCGGCCAGGGGGGCCAGAACAUAACGAAUACGCCCUGGUAUCCGCAUGGCACAGCUCUGGCUCCUACCUGGACUCUGAGGGACUUCGUCACACAGAUGACUUUGAUGUGUCUCUGCUGGUCUGUCACUGUGCUGCUCCCUUUGAAGAGCAAGGAGAGGCUGAGCGACAUGUUCUGCGGCUGCAGUUCUUUGUGGUACUCACCAGCCAACGAGAGCUGUUUCCCAGGCUCACUGCUGACAUGCGUAGGUUCCGGAAGCCACCCAGACUUCCCCCUGAACCAGAGAUUCCUGGGAGCUCAACUGGUAGCCCUGGGGAGACCUCUGGGGCUGGUUUUUCCCCUGGACCCGCUCCCCUGUUCCCACCACUGGCUGCAGAGGUGGACAUCGCACGGGCACGGUUAGGUCAGCUAGUACGGCUGGCUGGAGGGCACUGCCGUCGGGACACACUCUGGAAGCGCCUCUUCUUGCUGGAACCACCAGGCCCUGACCGGCUACGGCUAGGGGGGCGCCUAGCCCUGGCAGAGCUAGAGGAGCUCCUAGAAGCCGUUCAUGCCAAAUCCAUUGGGGACAUUGACCCUCAGCUGGACUGCUUCCUGUCCAUGACAGUCUCCUGGUAUCAGAGCCUGAUCAAGGUUCUGCUGAGCCGCUUCCCCCAGAGCUGCCGCCAUUUUCAGAGCCCAGACUUGGGGACACAAUACCUGGUUGUGCUGAAUCAGAAGUUCACUGACUGUUUUGUGCUCGUGUUUCUGGAUUCUCACUUGGGAAAGACGUCUCUGACAGUGGUUUUCCGAGAGCCUUUCCCAGUACAGCCCCAGGACAGCGAGAGCCCCCCUGCACAGCUGGUCUCCACCUACCACCACCUGGAGUCUGUCAUCAACACAGCUUGUUUCACCCUCUGGACCCGCCUCCUCUGAGGGAGUGGACCACUGAAUGCCCCUGUUCCUCAAAUCAUGGACCGACAGUUGGCCUACUUGAGGCAGGACUGAGGAGUCCUGCUCUGGGCCCAGUUCAAGCCUGAAGGUGAGUGAUAGGAAGGCUUUGCACAUAUGCCUCAGGGGUCUGUGACCC
Molecule: messenger RNA, 10414 nt
Organism: Chrysochloris asiatica (Cape golden mole)
Lineage: Eukaryota; Metazoa; Chordata; Mammalia; Afrosoricida; Chrysochloridae
Gene: SZT2
Product: seizure threshold 2 homolog (mouse)
Exons: 72
Coding region: 1-10260 (3419 amino acids)
Cellular component (GO): peroxisome
Source: RefSeq, a predicted model, not a curated record